GGAAAAGGACAGAAGCGCUCAAAAGCAAUUCACAUCCUUGAUGUGAUUAUUCUGGGUGGUAUAGAUGUCAGAGAUAAACAUCAAAGAGAGAGGAUGGCCAUAGCUCUACUGUUUACCAAAGCAUUGAACAAACCAACAAGGCAAGAUUUGGCACCUAUCCGUGCAAAGCAGACUUAUCGACUAGAUGGAGUCAAGGAUAUCUUCCAUAGGCUUGAGAUUAGAACUGUGAAAGGACGACGUGGACAAAGGGAAUGUUUUUCUAUCAAUGAUGAAAGACAUUUUAUUCCAAGAGGAAUAUACUUUAUCAAACACAUCCAAGAGCCCUGGACUCACUGUUUUAGCAAAUCACAGAAAAAGUUGUAUUUCUUCAACAAACAGAAGACAAUUUCCACGUACGAUUGUCCUAAGGAUUCAAUUGCUUCAUUUAAAACAUCACUUAUGAGUCGAUACUUGUGGCCAUGGGAAGACAUUGAUGUUGAACUUGAACAUGGGACUCGGCUAGAGCGAAAUCGUCUACUAGAUUUUAUCCACAGCACACAUUGCCAGUUAAUGGGGCAAUAAAGAUACGUAAACUGAAGAACAGUACUAGAAUAGUCUUUUUUCUUUUUAUAAAGUAACUGUAAUGUUAGUCAAUUGGCCAUUCCGAAAUUCAAAAGGAGACUGGGAACGAGUGUGAAAAUAUUACAUUCAUUGAAAACUGAACCUCGCUACAUGAAAGACCACACUAAAAUAAKUCUUCUUGUCAAAGUUUGAGCAUAUUUGGUUGAAUACUCACCGAGUAGGAAUUUUUUCAAAUUUGUAAAAAUAAGAGAGAAUGUAUGGUUUUUGGGGACGCUGCUCAAAACCUCCAUACAUAUUUCUUUGUAUUUUUUUUUUGAGUUUUAAACGCUUGAAACUCUAUAAUUAUUAAUCCAAAUACGCUCAAACUCWGCAGCGUUAUUAAUUUUAGUAUGCCCUUUCUUGUCUGUUUUCUGAUUGCUUCAACGGGAUMAAGUUUGUGACUAGUCACCAGUCCCUUUUUGAAUUUCAGAACAGGCAAUAAUCGAGAAUUGAACAGCAAACUGAUGAAUUAGCCAAAUGGUUCCAUGGAAGCAUUUUCAUGCUAGAGAUUCCUGUUUAUAUAAUARAAUAGAAAACAGAACUUCACGAACUAUUGCAAAGCAAUCACACAUCUACCUUAGACUAAAAGAGGCUAAAACUGGCCUGCUUCAUAUCUGGACAAACCACAGGACUUAACCGUGUUUUUUCCGGAUGUGACGCAGGCUAUCUAAAACCUGAAAUUAAUAAAAACCYCUUUCUAAAA
Messenger RNA from Exaiptasia diaphana, 1303 nucleotides. Its product is annotated as cap-specific mRNA (nucleoside-2'-O-)-methyltransferase 1. The record is from RefSeq and is a predicted model, not a curated record. Lineage: Eukaryota; Metazoa; Cnidaria; Anthozoa; Actiniaria; Aiptasiidae. Gene Ontology annotation, molecular function: protein binding.